UGAUGACGUUGGUGUUCAUCAGCUGAUUGUAGAACCAGAGGAGAAUCAAAACACCGCGUUAAAAUAAAACUGGAUUAGAUUUAUUUAUGAAGCGGGUCGUUAGAUAUUAUUCAGGGAUUGUGUAAUGACGCCUUUCGCUGUUUCUUUCCUCUCCAGCCUCCCCAUGGUGCAUUAGCGCUCCAUAAUGGAUAAGAUUCUGGAAGGUCUGGUGAGCUCGUCUCACCCGAUCCCCGUAAAGCGGGCCAUAGUGAAGAUGGUGGUGGAGGCGGCUGAGAAAGAGGUGACGCAGGAGCAGUGUCAGGCCCUGUAUCAGCUCACUGCACGCCUCAUUCUGCUCGGCGAGGACGCCUUCCAGCGGCAGGUGGGCCUCCAGGUGCAGGAGGCGUACGCACGCUACCACCGUGAUGAGUUCGCCCGCUUCCUGAGUAAGGACUACGUCGUGGAACUGCUGCAUCACGGCUACGGCCCUCUAGACCGCCGCGAUCCGGCCAUACUGGACUUCCUGCAUGGUUGUCUGCGGCUUCUCAUCAGCUGCCCGGCCGUGCUCGAGCUGGCGCCGACGUUACAGACCGAGGUCCUACGCAUGGUGUGUGAGCGACCCGACGCCGCGUUCUGCAGCAAGCUCGCCACACUGCUCAGCGACUUCCCCCAGUGUGUGUCACGCAACAAAGCCGCUGUGCCGCUCUGCCAGCAGCUGGUGCGCACGUUUGCGCAUUUCCAGUGUCCGGCGGCCGAGGAGGCGGAGCUGAGGCGCUACGUAGGGCAGGUGGGCUGCGUGGCUGCGUUGCUGCAGGGCAUCUGGAAGGCGGAGCCGGCCACGCUUCUGCCCUCACUGCAGGAAGUGUUCGCUAUUAUCUCCUCAACAGAUUCAUCCUGUGAGCCGUCCAUCGCUCUGGCCAGUCUGGUGCAGCACAUCCCUCUGCAGAUGAUCACAGUCCUCAUCAAGAGCCUCACCACUGACCAAAACGUCAAAGACGCCAGCAUGACCCAGGCGCUCAGCAGGAUGAUCGAUUGGCUCUCAUGGCCGCUGGCCAAUCACGUAGACACUUGGGUUAUUGCUCUUUUGAAGGGACUGGCUGCUGUGCAGAAGUUCACCAUCCUCAUCGAUGUCACCGUGCUUAAAAUCGAACUGGUCUUUAAUCGUCUGUGGUACCCUAUAGUGAGACAGGGAGCGUUAGCGGUCCUCUCUCACAUGCUGCUGAGCUUCCAGCACUCACCAGAAGCCUUCCACUUGGUGGUCCCCCACGUGGUACCCCUGGUGCAGUCUUUGCAGAGCGAUGGCCUCCCUACCAGCAAAGCCUUCCUGCUGCAGUUCAGUGAGCUCAUCCACUGCAUGAUGUACCAGUACUCUGGUUUCCCCGACCUCUACGACAACAUCCUCGAAGUCAUUAAGGAACUCCCUAAACCCAGUGAAGAGAAGAUCAAGUAUGUGCUGAACCAAAGUGCCUGGACCUCGCAGUCAAACUCUUUCGUCUCUGGUCUGCUGAGGCUUACGGGCAAAUCGGAGACCGGGAAGACGGGACUCGUGAACUUGGGCAACACCUGUUACCUGAACAGUAUCAUUCAGAUGCUGUUCAUGGCUACAGAUUUCAGACGGAACGUAUUAUCCCUGAACCUGAACGGCUCUAAUACGCUGAUGAAGAAACUACAGCUUCUCUUUGCUUUCUUGGCGCAUACUCAGCGAGCGGCGUAUGCACCGAGGAGCUUUCUCGAAGCGUCUCGGCCACCCUGGUUCACGGUGGGCUCCCAGCAGGACUGUAGUGAAUACCUCCGCUUUCUUUUAGACAGGCUACACGAGGAGGAAAAGACUCUCCGAGCUCUCCAGACUGCCAAACCUAAGACCGUGUCCUCUGACGUUGAGGGUACCGAUGAUGCGAAAGCUCAGAAUGUGACCAGCACCCCGUCUCAUUCUCAGACUACACCGGUGGACACUGAAGGUGAUGGACAGACUCUGGUGGAGCGGAUGUUCGGCGGGCGGCUCUCCACGGGCAUCCGCUGCCUACAGUGCCAUAGUCUUUCUGAGAAAGAGGAACCGUUUACUGAUCUUUCUCUGGCUUUUUGCCCGUCCGGCAUUAUGGGCUCCUCGACCGCGCAGUUCCACCAGGGGGCAGUAAACGGCGGCAGUGAGAUCUCUGAAGGCACUGUAAAGGAUGAGCGGAGCGAGGAGAGACCCAAGACGGAGGCAGUGCUGUCCCUGUCAGAUCUGCUCGAGUAUUUCCUGGCCCCGGAGAUCCUGGAGGAGGAGAAUUGUUACUUUUGUGAACGCUGCGGCUCGCUUCAGCGGGCGGAAAGGGCCAUACACGUGGUGACUGCCCCCGAGUACCUCAUCCUCACUCUUUUACGCUUCUCAUAUGAUGCGACAUGCCACGUGCGGCGCAAAAUUCUGGACAACGUAGGCAUCCCGCUGCACAUGCACCUGCCCAUCCACCAGCACAGCACUUCCUCAUCAUCAUCAUCAUCAUCACCAUCACCAUCAUCAUCGUCGCCAUCGGUGCAAAUGGACUCCCCAGAGAAUGGCGAGAACUUAGCCAAGAAGCUAAAACCUUCUCAUAAAGAGAAAGAGGAGGAAGACGAAGACUUAACGGACAGCGGGAGAAGGGACUGGGGUUCAGGGGUGCGGUGUGUACCUUACGUCCUGUGUUCGGUCGUGAUGCAUUCUGGGAUGUCCUCAGAGAGCGGCCACUACUACUCGUACGGCAGGAACGUGAGCGUUGCGUCAGCCAGUCCCUCUUUUAAGAGUCCGGAAUCAGAUUCCGGGGUCGGCCUUUCAGAGGGCUCGACAGCUUCGCAGGAAGUUCUGGAGUGUGCAGGGCAAGACUCCAGGGACUGGUUCCUGUUCAACGACAGCCGAGUGACCUUUACUAACUUCCAGUCCGUGCAGAACAUAACGAGCCGCUUCCCCAAGGACACGGCCUACGUGCUGAUUUACAGGAAACAGGAAGAAGUUGGAGGACAGGCUGGGGGUUCAAGAGCUACCGUUAAUGGCUCGAGGUUCAGUGGGGAGCCACCUCUUCAAAAAGAUCUAAUGGAUGCCAUCACCAAAGACAACAAACUCUUCUUACAGGAGCAGGAGCUUAACGCCAGGGCCCGGGCUCUCCAGGCCUCCUCGGCCUCCUGCUCGUUUCGACCCAACGGCUCGGAUGACAACGAGCCCCCGGGAAGCUGUGGGCCCUCGGGAGGAGGAGGAGGUGGAGGAGGAGGUGGCUUCAGCACUGUCAGCAGACUGGUCUUCUGAGAGUGGUACACUUUCCGACUCGAACAGAACACUGGACUCAAACACUCAACACUGGACCUCCUUCUGUCUGAAUCCAACAUGCAGAAAUUCUCAAUAACUCGAAACCACCUCACAAGCUUUCCUUCGCGUACAGAUCACUGUUUUUUUUUUUUUUUUUUUCCCUUUAAGCCGUCUCACAAAGUGUUCACGAAAGCACUUUCUGGUAACACUUUAUUAUAUCACGUAAAGCGCCUUCGUAACACGUCGCAUAAAUCCUUUUCUAGAGUAAACGCCGGAGGAUUUUUACGAAGCGCUUACGUCUUAGAGAUUUUUAUCUUGUUUUGGGUACUUGUGUAUUUACAUGAAAGAGAGAAGGGAGAACAACCUGUAAUUAUCCCUGCGAAUUGACAUUUUAAAUAUUAUUUGUAAAACUCAUAAUUAAUCAGAUGGUUUUUAAUAACAGCACAUUCAUAACACGGUGAAAUCCCUCGAAGGUGUGCAUUAGGGCUUCAUAAGUCUUAUAAAUGCGAAUUUGAUUAGUUUGAGUGCAUUGAAAUAAUACAUUCAGCUGUCACAUUUGGGUUUAAAAAAAACGUAUUGAAAUGGUGCUUCAUAGUGCUUUAAAAUGCAAAUGGAGCCCCGUCGCUUAAGCGCCAGUGCUCCGGUAAUAAGUAGAUGCAGUAACUACACACUUUUCAAUACGAAAGAUGAAAAAACAUUAUCUAAACCCUCUCGAGCUAUAAUGAUAAUUGAGUGCUCUUCUGUCUUCUUUCUUUUAUGUGGAAACGUUUGUUUGUAAAGUCACAGGGUUUUUGCGUUACAUUACAUUACAUAAAUCCUCAGCUGUUCCUUUAUUAAAUAUUUGCGCAUUGUUUAUGAAUGUGCCACGAAGGUCCCUUUUUUAUUUUUUUUUUAACGGGUUGAGACCGAUCCAUUCAUGGUCCUGUAAUCGUCAGAUGUACCAUUUGCCGUCUUAUGCGAUCCAAACUGAUUCUGAUUGCAUUAACCUCUAUAAAGAACUCAGAUUUGAGCUAUAUAUAUAUAUAUAUAUAUAUAUAUAUAUAUAUAUAUAUAUAUAUAUAUAUAUAUAUAUAUAUAUAUAUAUAUAUAUAUAUAUAUAUAUAUAUACUUGUUUUGUUUUGUUUCCAACAUGUAAGCAGUCACGCUCCACUCAGACUUCGGAGCGUCAUACUUGAACGAGUGUUUGUCUACCUGUCCGUCGGGUUUGUGCCCAUAAACAGAUCACCUGACGUGUUGCAAUACAUUUACACAGAAGGGUGCAAUACUGAUUUUGAUUCCAUUGUGGAAUCGAAGCUAUACUUUUAAAAUAGCAGGAAAAAAAAAUAUCACUGAAUUAUACUGGGAUAACAUUAAUAAUUAAAACAAAAACAAACAAACAAACAAAAAAAAAACACCUGUGUGUGUGUGUGUGUGUGUGUGUGUGUGUGUGUGAAGAGAUUGUCUUGCAUGCCAAAUUUGUUUUGGGGUCAGUUUUCACAAUAUCCCUGUUUAUAUUGUUGGGUUUUUUUGGCUUUCAGGGAGAUUUUUUUUUCUCUCUCUCUCGCCGAUUUUAAACUGAUUUUAUAUGCCUUUGAUACACAUUUUAAGAUUUUACCUGAUUACAAAACAAGCCUUGUGUAGCUAUGUAGUAUUAAUAGUUGAUGUUUUUUGUUUUUUUCCUCCUCUAACAGUAAAGGUUCAUUGAUUA
This is a messenger RNA of Ictalurus punctatus (channel catfish), 4922 nucleotides long. It is a transcript of the gene usp38, whose product is annotated as ubiquitin specific peptidase 38. The record is from RefSeq and is a predicted model, not a curated record. Gene Ontology annotation, biological process: protein deubiquitination; ubiquitin-dependent protein catabolic process. Gene Ontology annotation, cellular component: cytosol; nucleus. Gene Ontology annotation, molecular function: cysteine-type endopeptidase activity; cysteine-type deubiquitinase activity. NCBI's taxonomy places the organism in Eukaryota, Metazoa, Chordata, Actinopteri, Siluriformes, Ictaluridae. Bases 185 to 3235 code for a protein of 1016 amino acids. The transcript has 11 exons.